This is a messenger RNA of Oppiella nova, 562 nucleotides long. The record is from the annotation of a GenBank genome assembly. Lineage: Eukaryota; Metazoa; Arthropoda; Arachnida; Sarcoptiformes; Oppiidae.
CAAUUGUCAUAAGCUAUAUACUGUCCACCGGUUAGACAGAGACACCACUGGAGUGCUAUUGUUGGCCAAAACACAGGAAAUGGCCAAACGUUUGAAUCAAAUGUUUUGCGAGCAACAAAUUAUUAAGAGAUACCUGUGUGUAACACGUGGUGUGCCAGACAAUCUCGAGGGCAUCAUUGAUAUACCCUUAGAGAUGGGUCGGUGCGAAGGAAAGGAGAGAAUGGUGUUGAGACCGGAAGCGCUCGAAGAGUACAAACAUAAAGUAAAAUCAGCGAAGUUUGCCAAACGGGCGGUCACUCAAUACAAAGUUGUCUCGCAAUAUGGAAAUGCGGCUCUAAUUGAGGUAUGGCCCAAAACAGGUAUUCGCCAUCAAAUUCGUGUUCAUUUAGGGUUUGGUUUGCGGUGUCCCGUAUUGGGUGACCACAAGUACUCACAUUUAGACAAAAUAGCGCCACAAAAGCUGACCGCAGAUAUGCUAUUGGCGUUGAAUGUGAGACAGGCAAAGGUGCGACACAUACCCAUGCACUUACACGCCAGACAAUACUUGUUGCCCAGCACUGGC